Messenger RNA from Alnus glutinosa, 673 nucleotides. RefSeq lists its product as uncharacterized. Bases 81 to 461 code for a protein of 126 amino acids. The transcript is spliced from 2 exons. The record is from RefSeq and is a predicted model, not a curated record. NCBI's taxonomy places the organism in Eukaryota, Viridiplantae, Streptophyta, Magnoliopsida, Fagales, Betulaceae.
UCACCAUUUCCUACCAAAUUAAAACCCAAUUCUCCACUGUUAGCUCGUUCGUGGAAAUUGAUUACAGCAUCCGAUCAAGCAUGGACACGAACACAGACCACCUUCUUGAACUCGAAGGUGAUGUUCUCUACGCUGACAUUAGGAGGCAGAUUUUGCUUUUGACAGCGGACGAGGAUGAUCAUGAAGAUGUCCACGAAACCAAACAGCGAAACUCCUUUAGUCCUGUCAGAAGAAGCUCAAACAGCUUGACUGCUAUAUUGCAACCUGGAAGCUAUUUCAGCUGGUGGGAAAAUGAGAAUAGCAAUGCAGUACCGGCAUGGCUUGUGAGCUUGUGGAGCAAUGGCAAUGGAACCGGGGUGUUUAUCCCUCAGAUAGUCCGAUCCAGAAGAUAUUACAAGCCAGCUGGGAGGAUGAAUAGUCGGAGAAGAAUAUACAAGCGAGUGGAGAACAACUACUCAUGAACAUGAAGUACUUCUUCAGGAGACAAAGAACCCAGAAAAAUUUGUAAUAGGAUGAAAUUAGUUAUCAUAACUAGCUUGUACGUAUAGCUAGAAUACCGACAUGGAAAAUAUCAGCUGCUGUAAUAGUCGAUGAACGAAAAGCAUGUCCUCUGAUACCAUAUCAUAUGGAAAUUGAAAUAAAUGUUCUUCAGUGAUGCCAUUAGAAGUUACAA